UAUUCGUCUUCAACAAAUCUAAUCCUGGAAUUCAGACAGACGUCGUUUGCGUGCACUUUAUUACCUGCGCCACCUCAAAUAGGAGGUCACGUUGAUCCUUUAUCUCUGAUGGGCCCAACUUCACCUAAAAUGUCAGACAAAGGUGGUACAAAACUUAACGCAUGUUUCACGGGCUGGACUAUCAUUAUUUUGAUCAUCCACUCUUCUGCUCCGACACCUGUCGAAGCUACCAGAUCUACCCCCAAACCCCGGGUAACCACACGCUCCAAACGGCGCCAAGAUUCUGAGUUUGACACCAUUACGGCUUCUACUCAAAACGAUUUAGUGUCCGAAACGAAAAGGAAACGAGCUUCUGAAUAUGAACUUCUUGCUAUAGAGAUGCCAAAUACCAGUUAUUCACCACCUGCUGACUCCAACACAAACUCGUCAAAACAACAAGUCGAUUCCUCAAUAUCCACGGAGUCGAAAAAUGACACCCACCUGCAACCCACCAAACGUGCCAAGUUACUGUUUAACAACAUAGGAGAGGAUAAAGCUAAGACUGAAAAUUCCCUACGUAAACUUGAGAACAAAUCUAUUUUGUCGAACAGUAUAGGGGGAAAAGAUGACGGUCAUAAAGACUUGACUGGUGACAACAUGCAACUGGACGAUGUUCAACAAGGGGUGCAAAAUCAUGUAUCGCAAGGAAUUUCCAAUGGUAUCAUCAAUGGUGAAAACAUCAAUACCAACGGUGUUGGGAACCAUCAGAAGGGAAAGCAUAAUAUUGAGAAUGAAAACAACUCUAAUUCCUCCAGAACGUAUCCAAUUCCAUCGCUAACUAACAACAAUGAAGAGAAAAUAACUCAAGACAAUGAAUUCGAUAAUGAGAAAGUCACAAGAUCGUAUAGUCAAAGAGAAGAAGAGAAAAAGGAUACCUACGAAUUUAGGGUUUUGUUAUCAAAGAUUAUGGAUAUUUUAGAAGCCCGCGACGUGCACCACUUUCUGAAAAAUGAUAAGAAGACUGUUAGCACGAACGCUGAAGAGCAAGUGUUAAACUCUAACAUGAUGCGUACUAACAUUGAAGGCAACAAAUAUAAUUCGCUAAAAGGAUUUCAGCACGACUUCGUUUCCGUUGUUAACGACGCGAUGUCCAAAAACCUACGAGACUACGAAUUUGGAAAGCAGUUUAUUAGACUUGGAUCUCGAUUGAUUGAACAGGCCAUCAAUGAAGUUCCGAUUAGUAAACGACAUUCAGACGUCGAGGAUGAACUGAACCAUGAGGUUACACAAUCAGAUAAUAAUGCAUUCCCGAAGAGGUCUCAGAAGAUUGCUCUUGUCCAACCAACGAACAAUGGGCACGUCUUCUCAAGUGGGGCAUUGAAACAAACAAUCUCGGACAAUCAGAAAUUUGAUUUAGUUGGUGACGUGAAAGAUGUGGCUGUGGUUCCCCAACAGUCAAUGAGCGAUAUUCCUUCCCUUGGAGAUAUUUUAUCCAAAAAGGGUAAGAAACCGGAGAUUGACAUACCCGGAGAUCUCGUUGUCACUGGAGUUAAAUUUAAUUCGUAUAAAACAUACGGUUCAUUUUACCCGAUAUACAAUUCGAGAGAUGCAUAUUUGUCCUACGAAGAUACAAUAAUGACGUGUGCAUACAAAAAAACCAAAAGAACUGUCAGUAACUCUGUUAAACCAACGAUGUCAAGUGAAGAUAAUGUGGAAAACGAUGUUGAAAUGUCGGUCGAAGUUGACGGCGAUAGCUCAGAGUCAGAGAGUACAUUAGCACCUAGUGAAUUCAUCAAUCAGUUAGAUGGUUCAGAUAUUACCAUGGCAGAGUUUUUUAGAGAUAUUGACAUCGAGAUGAUAUAUGAAUCGGUAGAAGACGAGGACGACAACAAUCCUUUGUCGGAUAAGAAGUUAGACAAGAAUGUAAAAAUGUUUGCGGAAUUGCAAAAGUUGCAAAAUAAAAGGUUCAUCACGAAUCCGGAUGUCAUAACCGCAGAAGAGAAAAAUCUCGGUAUGAAAUUGCGAAAACGACUCGCGGAAAUGAUAUCCGCCGUUCCACCUUCUAAACUCGUUUACCCUGGAUCCAUAGAAAAAGCGAUGAUUAAUUUACCCAUACGUGAGUCGGCAUUUAGAGGGAUGCUUCCACCGAACAAUUGUCGCGCAUAUCACUCAAAUGAAGUGUCUCGUGAAGCUUUCAGCAGUCUUUCAAGUGUGACCCAACCUUCGGAAAUUACGAAAGUCGCUUCUACGCAAUUAACAUCAGCCGUUGCCAGACCUAUGAUGAUGGGUCCGCCGUCGCUAUCACAAUCACAAGCGCGACCACAACUUCAACAACCUCAAACACACUCGCAAGUUCAAACACAAACACCACCACAACCAUUUCAACAAGCCCAAACACAACUAAAUCCACAAUAUUAUCAUUCACAAGUGCAACCAUACACUCAAUCACAUUCGCAAGUACAAAUGCAAUCACAUCCACAAAUGCAAGCACAGCUACGACCACAACAACCAUCACGUCCACAAACAACAGGAUACGCGCCAAUGAAUUCACCGUUUGGGACAGAAUAUGGAAUCCCUGGUUCCUCGAGGCACAGUGGAUAUUAUGGCGGACAGCCAUACCCGCCUCAAUAUCCGCCUCAUUUGCAGUCAGGUUACCACCGCCCUCAGGCAGGUCAUGGUUGGCAAAUGCGGCCAGGAUAUUAA
This is a messenger RNA of Acaulospora morrowiae, 2682 nucleotides long. The record is from the annotation of a GenBank genome assembly. NCBI's taxonomy places the organism in Eukaryota, Fungi, Glomeromycota, Glomeromycetes, Diversisporales, Acaulosporaceae.